Messenger RNA from Corapipo altera (White-ruffed manakin), 1058 nucleotides. RefSeq lists its product as uncharacterized. The record is from RefSeq and is a predicted model, not a curated record. The coding region runs from base 195 to 1058 and encodes 287 amino acids. The transcript is spliced from 3 exons. NCBI's taxonomy places the organism in Eukaryota, Metazoa, Chordata, Aves, Passeriformes, Pipridae.
CCCCUGCAGCCCAUGGAGGUCCACAGGGGAGCAGAGAUCCACCUGUAGCCCAUGGGGGACCCCACACUGAAGCAGGUGGAUACACAAAGGAGUGUCAUCUCAACCUAUGACUGCUCCUGCUCCCGUUCAGGUACAGGACCUGGUUUCUGGACAGUGGUCCAGCCCUCAUCAACUGAUAACCUGGGGAAAGGGUUAUGCUUGUGUUUCUACAGAUGAUGGACCGCGGUGGGUUCCUGCUCGGUACGUUCGUCCUUUUUUGCGUCGGGGGAACCGGCAGUGAUGACUCCUACGCGGAACAGCUCGAACGACUCAGCCCGUGGAACAGCCACAACGUCUGGGUGACCCUGAUGAAAGCACUGAACCAGACUAUCUUCUGUGCCUCCUUGGUGAAACCAGAGCUGCCUUUUCACACAUUCCUUGUUGGGGCACCUGUAAAUAACUCUGAUGCAGUGAAACUUGUUUCUAAUGUUAAACGAUUACCUGAUUUAGGAACAAAGGCUUGUAAUGCUUCUGUGCAGAGCUGCAUCGCAAAUGUAAACGACUGGCUUGUUAAGUUACCAGUAGGCAUUGCACCGCAGGAGUUAGAUAUUUUGGGUACCUUAACUGCUGCUGCUUGCUUUUAUUUUGAUUAUACGGGUGCAACACUGCUGGCUAAUAAGUACAGUAAGGGAUAUGAUGCUUCUGCUACCACAGAAACCCUUUCACAAGACUUGUCUCUAGAUAUGCCCUUUUACCAGAAUGCAUCUGCUUGGUGUUUAUAUACACACAAGCGACCCUCACCUGGUGUAACAGUUGCUCGUCAACUCCCGAAAGGAUACUUUUUGAUUUGUGGCAAUCCGGCAUGGCCAGGUAUUCCGGCAAAGCCCACUGGGGGACCCUAUACCUUUGGUAAAUUAGGUUUGCUUACCCCCACAGAAAAGCUUUUGUUGAAUCAUUCCCAUCUCUACAGUCAUGUUUUGACCAAGCGGUCACUGGCCCUUGACUCUAAAUGUCAUGACAUGUUAACCUUGUGGGGCUUGAGGGGGCUCACCCUGCAUAGCAACACAUCGGUGACGUGA